Molecule: messenger RNA, 2531 nt
Organism: Ceutorhynchus assimilis (cabbage seed weevil)
Lineage: Eukaryota; Metazoa; Arthropoda; Insecta; Coleoptera; Curculionidae
Source: the annotation of a GenBank genome assembly
AUUUCCUAAAGGACAAAGACGAACUGGAACAGUAUUACACCAUCUCGGAUUCUAUUUCUGAAAUCUCGGUAAAAAUAAAUAAAAGUUUCAUGGACUUGAGUCCUGGAACAAGGCGACGCAAAUUUUCUAAUAUAAUCGAACAGGACCUCGACAAUUGCGACAUUGUAUUGCCAAGUCCUGAAAAUGAGAAUAAAAAGGAGUUUUGCAAGUAUUUGCAACUAAUGAAGCCUACUGAUAAGAAAAAAAGCGUUAUUAUUGUACAAAAUAGACAUUCGAAGAGAAUUAAGAAUUUGUCCCAGCAGGAGCUGGAGAAAAAAUCAAGAACAUUGAUUUCUGAUCAAGAAAAUGAUUCAAUUAAUAAAUCUGAAGAGAAAUUACUAGAGCAUAAAGCCCCUCCUAAACCGCCUGACAAAAUUGAUGUUAUUGAUUUUGAUGGAAUUGCAGAAGAAAAUUGGUUCAAAGAGUUGGCAAAUAGAAAACCAAAGAGAACUGCAGUAAAACGGAAAUCAAAUGUUUAAAAGGAAACAAAUAUUCCAGCUAGAACAGAAGAAGAACUAUUUGAUUCAAAUAAUAAUAGAAGUAAAUCUAGAGGACCUGCAAUUAAAAGAAAUUCAGUUGAUGCAUUAAUAGAUUCCGUUAUUAAAAGUAAAUCUAAUAGGAGGGCCAAGAGUAAUAAAAGGCUUAAUGGUGCUCAGAUUAAAAAUGGUUUAAAUGGAAAAGCCAAAGAAAUUGAAGAAAAUGAUUUAAUCAACAUUAAAACUCGGUCCAUGGAGCCUAUAAUCAAUAACAAUGAAAUUAAGGAUUUAACACAAACUGCUAAGACAAAUGAUCAGGCUUUGAUUAAUGAACCAGCAAAAGUAGGAAAGAGAAAGGCAAACAAUUCAAAACAAGCGUCUAAGGUGAAAGGUCCAGGCUUCAAAAUAAGACUUUCUUCUGCCAAAAGAGGAAGAAACACUAAUUCCAAUACUUCAACAAAAUCUGCCCCUAAACCCAGGCAAGCAAAAAGAAAGAAGAAUAAUUCAGCAAUAAAUGAGAAAGAUUUUGACAUUGCAACCAAUGCUAUACAAGAACACAUAAACUUGUUAAAAAAACCAGAAAAUCCUGCGGAAAUAUAUUUGUCGGAAAGCAGUUGUUCUGAGGUUGAACCUGAAACUUCAUUUGGAUCACAAUUGAAAAACUGGCCUAGAAAAAACUCAAACUUAACAAUAAAAAAGAUUUGUAUUCACGAAUCUGAUCCGCCUUCAACGGCAAAUAAAUCUUUGGAGAGGCACGACAGCGCUAUACAAACAGACCCGGAAGUACAACAUGAAUUUCACUCACAAAUUCUCAACAUUCAAAAAACUUCUGAUGAAGACUCGGAAGAAGAAUUAUCUGAAAAGUCAAGUUCACCUCCAGCAUCUGACCAGUUUACUGAUUACGCCAAACAGCAAACAGAAGACGCGAAAUGGAUCAACACUAAAAAGCAACUGGAAAAUCAAAAUUCAAUCACUGUAAAUACGGGGCAAGGUCCAAUAUUGAAGAUUUUUUAUGUGGAUUUUGAUUUGGUACUUUGUCAGGAGUUGUUGGUGUCGUUUUGGUAUCAGUCAGCACCUGGAAACGUUUUAGGCGCUCAGGAUAUGUGGACGAGCAAAGGCAGCAUCCAAAGACAACCCAUGCCCAACAAUUGCACCCUCAAAGAAUCCUUGGAAAUGGUCGCCUGCAGCUAUUUCAGUUUGGCGUACAUCGAACUGUGGACCAAAGAGCACGAGAACUAUCAGCAAGAAGUUCCCGUCACAAAUGUUUACGCUGUAGUCUAUUUUUGGAUGAAACAAUAUAACGGAUCGGUGAAAAAGGUGUUGCAACUUGGAAAUAUUAAUGGAUUUGCAGAUGAUAUUCAAUAUUCCAUUGUCAAAUCUUCACCGAAAAUCGUGGUGAGCUGGCAUUUUACUGGAAACGAAAUGAAUAGGAAAAAAACCUAUGUUUACUGUUAUCAAGUGGCGUCAGAUUUUCAAUCUAUAUGCAAUGUUGAUAAUUUUGAAGCCGUGGAUCAUUAUGUUUCGUCACUGCACAAUAUUGAAGGUUGUGACACAUUAAUCAUGGGCUGUGGGGAAAACAAAAUCACCCUUUGGAAUAUCGAAGGCGGUCGUUUGGCAGCUACCAUUGAAAUGACCGAAAUAAAGUCUCCACUUGCCACUCUAUGGGUCAAAUGCGAUAGGGGAUUUUUAUUCACAUUGCAACAAUGCGUGGACAGGGAAUUGAGACUGAUUGCUAUACACAGCAUGAACCAUUCUUGGAAGAGAUUGGCUAGUUAUAAACCACCUCUUGUUUAUGACAGAUUAAAAGGUGUCUGUGUGGAAAACGGUGUAGUUUUAGGCUUCUACGACCAAGGCAUUGUUUGUUGGAAUGCCAAAACCGCAGAAAUCGUAGUGGAAAAUGCGGGGCGCACGGAAACUGAAUAUAUUUCUGGUAAUUACUUAAUAAGUGUUGCCGGUAAUGAAGUUAAUGUCCAACACGCCUUUAUUAGUUUACUGAAAUUAGGAUAUUGGAACUAA